AUGAAGACAAAGUCUUUUGUUUUUGCUUUCUUUCUUUGUGCACUAAUUUUUAUCUCUGUUGUGGCAAUUGAGUCAUCCAAAGAGGAUGAGAAACAACCUGGUGCAUUUGAAAAUUCCAAAAUAAAACUUGGGGUAAAUCAUGAUAGACGCUUAAGAGAAGGUAGACAUGGUGGAAAGCUGCAAAAAAGACAUUCUAGUGAAGAUUUGCAGUUUUGGAUAAAUGGAGGUGGAUGGGGAGGUUCAAUUGAAAGCGGCGGUAUUAAAGGUUCGAUAAAUAUUGGAGGAGUUCAAGAUGGAGGUGAAAACAUUGAACUUGGAGGACAAGAAAAGGGAAGAAAUGAAGUAAGUUUGAUAGGAAAAGAAACCAAAGAAACCAAUGGAUUUGAAGGAAAAGAAGUAGAAAAUGAAAAUUUGGAGGGCCUUAGGACCGUCCACAAAAGCUAA
This is a messenger RNA of Vicia faba (fava bean), 444 nucleotides long. NCBI's taxonomy places the organism in Eukaryota, Viridiplantae, Streptophyta, Magnoliopsida, Fabales, Fabaceae. The record is from the annotation of a GenBank genome assembly.